AUGGGCGGCAACGCAAGUAAAGUCACCGCCCAGGACAAGGCAAUCCUCGACAUGAAGCUCCAACGCGACAAGCUCCACCAGUAUCAGCGCCGCAUCACUGUCCUGACAGAUAAGGAAACCGCCAUCGCGAAGCAGAUGCUCGCAAAGGGCGACAAGCCACGCGCCCUCCUCGCCCUCCGCCGCAAAAAGUACCAGGAGUCCCUCCUCCAAAAGACGGACGCUCAGCUCGAGCAGCUCGAGAAGCUCACCUCCUCCGUCGAGUUUGCCAUGAUCCAAAAGGAUGUCGUCUUUGGCCUGCAGCAGGGUACCAAGGUCCUGAAGGAGAUACACUCCGAGAUGGGCGGCAUUGAGCACGUUGAGAAGCUCAUGGGUGAGACGGCCGAUGCCAUUGCUUACCAAAAGGUUCGUCGCUACUGCCGCCGCCGCACCCAGACCUCGGGCUCUUGGACAGCUGUAGUGGAAGUCAGCGAUAUGCUUGGCGGUCGUAUCUCGAAUCAGGACGAGGAAGAGGUCGAAGACGAGCUGGCGGCUCUCGAGGCAAGCGUCGCGGCGGAGGAGGCAAUCCGCAACCCUCCCAAACAACACAAGCUGCCCACGGUCCCCGACACAGAACCCGUCUUGCCCGACGAGCCAGAAGCAGAAGAAGCACAGCAGCCUGUCAGGACGAGACAGGCUAUGUUGGCGUCAUGA
Molecule: messenger RNA, 690 nt
Organism: Colletotrichum gloeosporioides
Lineage: Eukaryota; Fungi; Ascomycota; Sordariomycetes; Glomerellales; Glomerellaceae
Product: Charged multivesicular body protein 6
Exons: 3
Coding region: 1-690 (229 amino acids)
Biological process (GO): late endosome to vacuole transport via multivesicular body sorting pathway; vesicle budding from membrane
Cellular component (GO): ESCRT III complex; multivesicular body
Source: RefSeq, a predicted model, not a curated record